This is a messenger RNA of Aspergillus fischeri NRRL 181, 1227 nucleotides long. RefSeq names its product FAD-dependent monooxygenase nscC (gene nscC). NCBI's taxonomy places the organism in Eukaryota, Fungi, Ascomycota, Eurotiomycetes, Eurotiales, Aspergillaceae. The coding region runs from base 1 to 1227 and encodes 408 amino acids. The record is from RefSeq and is a predicted model, not a curated record. The transcript is spliced from 2 exons.
AUGGCACCCCCACUCCCAAUCCUCAUCAUCGGAGCCGGCAUCUCAGGCCUCACAACCGCCCGCCUGCUAACAAAUAGCGGCAUUCCGAACAUCGUCUUCGAAGCAUCCAGCCCAGAUCGUAGACAAGGCUUCGCCAUCAGCCUGCGCGAAUGGGGCUACGCGACACUGCUGUCCGCUCUCGGGGACCUGCCGCUACGAAGCUUGACGCGCGGCGUCGCACCAGACAGGGAAAUCGGCGGCUCGGGCUGGAUCGACCAGGCUGUAUGGGAUAACGGGACCGCAAAGAAACUAUUUGUGCCGGACGCGAACUCGUCGACAAAGGAGCAGAUUGUCCGUGCGAACCGGAAUGCGUUGCGCAGGUGGAUUGCCGACUGUGGGGAGGAGGAGCUGGAUGUGCGGUACGGACAUCGGCUGAAGAGGGUGGAGGGGAGCUUGGGGGAUGUGCAGGUCGAGUUUGAGAACGGGGCGUUCUAUCGGGGGUUGAUGGUGGUUGCUGCGGACGGGGUGAACUCGACUGUUCGAUCGCAGGUCCUCGCGGAUGUCCAACCCGAGAUUGUCCCUGCGGUACUCUAUCAUGGCGAGUUCCAGCUGCCCAGGGCUGACUUCGACCGGCUAUUCCGGCCACACACUGGAGAGUCCAACAUCCUCGCGGGUGUCGGCGAUGGCUUCAACACGCCGUUCGCCGUCUGCAACAUGACCAAGACGCAUGUCCACAUGGACUGGUCGUACUCGCGGCCGGCCUGGGGCAGCGGAGAGAACGACCCGCUGUACCGGCCCAAUCUCGCCUCCGAGGAAGCGAAGCGGAUCCCCCCAGCGCUGGUGGAGGAGCUUGCGUCGCGCGAUCUGGCCGAGCCGUGGAGUCUGUUUCUCAAUGGCGAGGCUAUCCAACAUCACCGGGUGUUUCACUGGGCCGUCCGGUGCGUCUCUGUGACGCAAGAGGACAUGCAGCGUGCUGUAGGGCGGGGCAUCGCCUUUGUCGGCGACUCGUGGCAUGCGAUGCCCAUAUUUGGCGGGGAGGGAGGAAACCAUGCACUGGCGGAUGGUGUCGAGCUGGCUGCUGCUGUUGCGGCCGGUGUGGCGGGCGAUUUAGGCGUGGCGAUUGGGAAUUACUAUGACCGAGCAUGGAAAAGAUCACAGGACGCGGUACGACGGUCCAAACAGCGGUUCUAUGCGCUGCACCGGCCGAUGGCUCAGUGGCGGGAGCUUUCGCAGAAGAAGCCCGUGUGA